ACGUGACGUGGUUGCUAAGCAACGUUUGUUGUCGGCGUCGUUAAUCACGUGAAUAAAGUGAAUAGCGGAAAGUUGCGAAUAGCGAUGGAUUUACAGUUAUCUGACAGCAGACCAGCCCCCUCUGGAGCUGAUGAUGAGGAACUGCAAACGACAGAGGACAAAAGCCCUGGUCCAGGUUUGAGCAGCAUGCUUGACUCUGAUGCAGACCCCAUGGACAAGUUGGGAAAGAGGGAGAGUGGGGGUGAGAGCGAGUCUGAAACUGAGCAGGACAUGUUUCAGUCCCUUCAGGAACCCAGUUCUGUUUCUACCCACAGGAAGAACUCAUUCUCUCGUUCUCAACCCAAAACAAAAGGAGACCUCCACAUACACGCUGUCCUAGAGUGCGGCUGUGAGGCCAUGUCCUGUAAGUUCAAUGAAGACGGGACUCUGCUGGCAGUUGGACUCAGUAAUGGCUCCAUUAAGGUCUACAAAACUGACACUGGAGAACAGCUUAACACUCUUAAAGACCACGAAACCAUUGUCUCCUCUCUACCUGUCACCAGUCUGUACUUCACACACACCAGCCGAACAGACAAUGUCCUGCUGGCUACCUAUGCUAGCGGGUGUGUAAAGUGCUGGUACGUGUCUGGCCGGGAGUGUGUUUGGCAGCUGGCGGAAAAAAGCACGACUAAAAUAGGUGAAGAAGAAGUAAUGCAGAGGCAGACCCUCUGUCUUUCCGUCUCUCGUUCCGGCGAUCAAGCGGUGACCGGUGGCUCCGAUUCGACCGUCCAUCUGUAUGAUAUCCACACGCAACGAGAAAAACAGAUUUGCAGGCCCAGCAUGCUAAGGACGAUCAUGGACGGCCACAGCUCACGCGUUUUCGCCGUCAUGUUUCACCCCCUGACUGAGACGCAGUUCAUUUCUGGAGGAUGGGACAACACAGUUCAAUUCUGGGAUACCAGGCAACAACAUGCAGUCAGAAUGCUCUACGGUCCUCAUGUGUGUGGCGAAGCCCUUCACAUUGACCCAUUGACCAAUCAGGUCCUGUCCGGUUCCUGGAGGAAAGAAAACACCCUGGAGGUGUGGGAUUACAUCUCAUGCAAAAAAGUGACCAGUAUUCCUGCUGAUCCAGAAGGAGACAGCAGGAUGUACACGUGCCAGUGGCUGGGUGGAGAUCACAUCAUAGCAGCCGGAAGUAAAGCGAACACACUGAGGGUCAUCGAUCGCCACAGUUUCAAGGUGAAGUCACGCCUCUAUGACUUGCCCUAUGCCGUGUUCAGUUCCUCCGCCUGUCGGUCUGGAAAGGGGGAGUGGCUUAUAGCGGCCACCUCUGGAGACAGAGUGUUUCUUUUAAUCAUGGGCCAGUGAGAAAAAGCCUAACUGAGUAAGAGCAGAAAUGCGUUUCUGUAUUUUGUAUAGCAUUUAAAUCCAUAGCUGUAGCUGUCCAACAAAACAGUCAAAGUAAAAUGGAAACAAAUGGUUUGAUGUGGGACAUUUUGCCAAACAUUGUUUUUACAGUAAUCAUUCCAAUGUGUCCAAUAAUAUCAGUGUGGUAAUAAAAAUUAAUAGAAAUAUUCAAUCUUUUUUUUAA
This is a messenger RNA of Silurus meridionalis, 1570 nucleotides long. RefSeq names its product dynein assembly factor with WDR repeat domains 1-like. The transcript has 11 exons. The record is from RefSeq and is a predicted model, not a curated record. Gene Ontology annotation, molecular function: protein binding. NCBI's taxonomy places the organism in Eukaryota, Metazoa, Chordata, Actinopteri, Siluriformes, Siluridae. The coding region runs from base 85 to 1347 and encodes 420 amino acids.